GCCCCGCGGCGAGCGGCGCGGACCAUGUCGCCAUGUCGGAAGUGAGGAAGUUCACCAAGCGGCUGAGCAAGCCGGGCACGGCCGCCGAGCUGCGGCAGAGCGUCUCGGAGGCGGUGCGCAGCUCCUUCGUGCUGGAAAAAACCAAAGUGGUGGAGCCUUUGGACUACGAGAACGUGAUCCUGCAGCGCAAGGUGCAGAUCUACAGCGACCCCCUGCGCGACCUGCUCAUCUUCCCCAUCGAGGAUGUCUCUGUCUCAGUCAUCAGCCGACAAAGGAGGACUCUGCAGUCGACAGUGCCAGAAGAUGCUCUAAAGGAAGCUCAGAGCCUCUUUGUCAAAGAGUGCAUUAAAAGCUACAGCUCAGACUGGCAUGUGGUGAACUACAAGUAUGAGGAGUACUCGGGAGACUUCCGCAUGUUGCCAUGCAAAUCCUUUAGGCCAGACAAGAUUCCAAGCCACCUGUUUGAAGUUGAUGAAGACUUGGAGAAGGAUGAGGAUUCCUCAUCCCUGUGCUCCCAGAAGGGUGGUGUGAUAAAGCAAGGCUGGCUGCACAAAGCCAAUGUCAACAGCACAAUCACUGUGACCAUGAAGGUGUUCAAGAGGAGGUAUUUUUACUUGUCACAACUGACAGAUGGCUCCUAUAUCCUGAAUUCCUACAAGGAUGAGAAGAUCUCAAAGGAGUCCAAAGGCUGCAUUUUCCUGGAUGCCUGCAAUGAUGUGGUUCAGUGCCCCAAGAUGCGCCGCUACGCCUUCGAGCUGAAGACCAUAGACAAGUACAGUCACUACCUGGCUGCUGAGACCGAGCAGGAGAUGGAGGAGUGGCUGAUAACUCUGAGAAAGAUCAUCCAGAGCAACGCUGAGACUUUGGCACAGGAGAAGAAGGAGACUGUGGAAUCCGCGCAAGAGGAUGAGUCGAGCGCGCAGGGGAAGUCAGAGAACAUCCUGGAGAGCCUGGAGAGGAGCAUGCACCCGGAGCUGAUGAAGUAUGGAAGAGAAACAGAUCAGCUGAACAAACUGAGCAGGAAUGAUGGCAGACAGAACCUCUUCUCUUUCGACCCAGAAGUCCAGAGGCUGGACUUCUCCGGGAUGGAGCCCGACGUGAAGCCCUUUGAGGAGAAGAGCAGCAGGCGCUUCAUGGUGUGCUGCCAGGACCUCUCCCUCAGCCUCCUCGCUCAGCUCAGCGACAGGGCAGAGCCUACCAACGUUGAGCCUUUCUUCCUAAGCUUGGCAUUGUUUGACCUGAAAAAUAACUGCAAGAUUUCAGCUGACUUCCACGUGGACCUGAACCCUCCCUCUGUCCGUGAGAUGCUGCUGGAGAGCUCUGGGGCUGAGGGCAGCAAGGGACCUUCUGCAGCAGAGAGCCUUGUGCAUGGGGUUCCCGAGUCCCACCUGCGCUGCAUCAAACGGGGGGUUUUCUCUGUGACUGACCCCCACGUGGAGAUCUUCCUGGUGGCCCGAGUGGAGAAGGUGCUGCAGGGCAGCAUCACACACUGCGCCGAGCCCUACAUCAAAAACUCCGACCCUGGCAAGACCGCCCAGAAGGUCCAUAAGGUGGCCAAGCAGGUGUGCAGCCGUCUGGGACAGUACAGGAUGCCCUUUGGCUGGGCUGCCAGACCAGUUUUCAAAGACUCCCAGGGCACUCUGGAUGCUGAAGGGAAGUUCUCACCUCUGUACAAGCAAGACAGCAGCAAAAUCUCAAAUGAAGACAUGCUGAAGCUUUUAGCAGAGUACAAGAAACCAGAGAAGACAAAGCUGCAGGUCAUUCCAGCCCAGUUAAAUGUCAGCAUCCAAGACAUCCCCCUGGACUUCACAAAUUGUGUCACAGCUUCUUACAUCCCAAUAAAGCCUUUUGAGGAGAGCUGUGAGGACGUUGCAGUUGAAGUGGAGGAGCUUGUGCCAGAAGUUGCCAAGUACUGUUACCCCUUCACUGUCUACACGAACCACCUCUAUGUCUACCCCUUGCAUCUGAAGUACGAGAACCAGAAGGUGUUUGCAAAGGCAAGGAAUAUUGCUGUCUGUGUUGAGUUCAGGGACUCAGAUGAAGCUGAUGCCAAGCCAUUAAAGUGUAUCUAUGGCAAACCUGGAGGCCAGCUCCUGACCACAAACGCUUUUGCUGCUGUGCUGCACCACAACCAAAGCCCAGAGUUCUACGACGAGAUUAAAAUUGAGCUUCCAAUUCACCUCCAUCAAAAGCAUCAUUUGCUUUUCACCUUCUAUCAUGUCAGCUGUGAAAUUAACACAAAGGCAACAGCGAAAAAGCAGGACACCGUUGAGACUCAAGUGGGAUACUCCUGGGUGCCCCUGCUGAAGGACGGACGGAUCGCCACCCUGGAGCGGCAUUUGCCAGUGUCAGCCAACCUGCCCCCUGCCUACCUGGGCCUGGGAGACGCCGAGGCACGAAGGCAGCCUGGUGUGGAUGCGAAAUGGGUGGAUGGAGCAAAGCCAUUGUUUAAAAUCAGAAUCCACUUGGACUCAACCAUUUACACCCAGGACAUACACUUGCACAAAUUCUUCCAGUACUGCCAGCUGGUCCAGGCGGGAGCUAAGGAGGUGCCGGGAGAGCUUGUUAAGUGCCUGAAGUGUUUGCACGCCAUGGAGAUCCAAGUAAUGAUUCAGUUUCUACCUGUAAUUCUUGUGCAACUCUUUAGAGUCCUUACCAACGUGACACAGGAAGAUGAAGUGGCUGUCAACUGCACCAUGGUUCUGCUGCAUAUUGUGUCCAAGUGCCACGAGGAAGGUCUGGACCACUACCUGCGCUCCUUCCUAAAGUACGUCUUCCGAGCCGAGAAGCCCAGCGCCGCCCGGGCGAAGCUGACCCACGAGACCCUGGUGCUGGCCAUGGCCACCAUCCUCAAGCAGUCGGCAGAUUUCUUGGCCAUCAAUAAGCUGCUCAAGUACUCCUGGUUUUUCUUUGAAGCACUGGCAAAGUCCAUGGCCAUGUAUUUACUGGAGGAAAACAAAAUCAAGCUGCCCCGAGCCCAGCGCUUCCCUGACUCCUACCAGCACGCCCUGCAUUCCUUGCUGCUUGCCAUCAUCCCCCACGUCACCAUUCGCUACAACGAGAUCCCAGAGGAGUCCAGGAAUGUCAACUUCAGCUUGGCCAGCUUCCUGAAGCGUUGCUUGACCUUCAUGGACAGAGGAUUUGUUUUUAACUUGAUAAAUGAUUACAUUUCUGGAUUCAGCCCAAAAGACCCCAAGCUGCUGGUUGAAUACAAGUUUGAGUUUCUUCAAACCAUCUGCAAUCAUGAGCACUACAUCCCUCUGAACCUGCCAAUGACCUUCUCCAAACCCAAGCUGCAAAGACUUCAAGAUGUGACUCUUGAAUACAGUUUGACUGAUGACUACUGCAGACAUCACUUCCUGGUGGGGCUGCUCCUCAGGGAAACCUCUGCUGCCUUGCAGGACAACUAUGACAUCAGGUGCACAGCUAUCUCUGUCCUGAAGAGCCUCCUGAUCAAGCAUGCCUUCGACAACAGAUACCAGCACAAGAACCAGCAGGCCAAAAUAGCCCAGCUCUACCUGCCCCUGUUGGGGCUGCUCCUGGAGAACCUGCAGCGAGUGGCCAGCCGCGAGGCGCUCUACAGCUGCGCAGCUGCCUCCAGCCCUGCAUCCAGGGAUGACUUUAUGAGCAGUUUUGCAUCCCCUUCUAACAGGUCCAGCCUGAUUGCAGACAAGGAUUCAGCCUGUGGAGCAGCACUCCCAAACGGCCAUGCCAUGAAACGAGAGGACUCAAAAGGAUCCCUGAACUCGGAGGGGACAAGCAGCUCCCCGGAGCAGAGUGAAAAUCUCCGCAGGAGCUCCACCAGGAGCAGCGUUUCGCACUGCAGCCGCCUGGACCACUUUGAGAUCCGCACGCUCCUGAUGUGCUACCUCUACGUGGUGAAGAUGAUCUCUGAAGAUACCCUUUUAGCUUACUGGAACAAAUUCUCCCCCCAGGAGCUGAUCAAUGUCCUUGUGCUUCUGGAGGUGUGUUUAUUCCACUUCAGAUACGUGGGGAAGAGGAAUAUUGCCAGCUCCUGCAUGAGCCCCCCGGGCCCCAGCGCUCCCGGCUGCCCACGCAGGUCGGCAGUGUCCCCCCCAGUCAGCUGCAGGGUGCAGGAGGCCUGGUUCUGCAAGCACGCCGGCGCCGAGCGGAGGUCGCAGACGAUGCCAGCGCUGCGCAGCAGGGCCGGGGGCAUGCAGGUGCGGCUGCAGCACCUGGGCAGCUUGGACACCUCCUUCACGCUCAACCACAAUGCAGGCACCUCAGAAGCAGACAUCGUGCACCAGGCAUUACUGGAGGGCAAUAUAGCCACUGAAGUGUGCCUGACAGUCCUGGACACCAUCUCCUUCUUCACCCAGAGUUUCAAGACUCAGCUUUUAAGCAAUGAGGGCCACAAUCCACUCAUGAGGAAGGUCUUUGAUAUUCACCUGGCUUUUCUCAAGCACGGGCAGUCAGAAGCAGCUCUCAAGCACGUCUUUGCCUCCCUGAGAGCCUUCAUCAGCAAGUUUCCCGCAGCGUUUUUCAAGGGCAGGGUGAACAUGUGCGCUGCCCUCUGCUACGAGGUCCUCAAGUGCUGCACUGCCAAGGUGCCCUCCACCAGGAACGAAGCCUCAGCCCUUCUCUAUCUCCUGAUGAGAAACAACUUCGAGUUCACCAAAAGGAGAACGUUUCUCAGGACACACCUGCAGAUAAUCAUUGCAGUGAGCCAGCUGAUAGCAGAUGUGGCGCUCAGCGGCGGGACAAGAUUUCAGGACUCCUUGCUCAUCAUCAACAACUUUGCCAACAGUGACAGGCCCAUGAAGGCAACUGCUUUUCCUUCCGAGGUCAAGGAUCUGACCAAGAGGAUCCGCACGGUGCUCAUGGCCACUGCUCAGAUGAAGGAACACGAGAAAGACCCAGAGAUGCUGAUAGAUCUGCAGUACAGCUUAGCUAAAUCCUAUGCCAGCACCCCAGAGCUCCGGAAGACCUGGCUGGACAGCAUGGCCAAGAUACACGUGAAGAACGGGGACCUGUCCGAGGCAGCCAUGUGCUAUGUCCAUGUAGCAGCCCUCGUGGCAGAGUUCCUGCACAGGAAAAAACUUUUCCCCAGUGGGUGCACUGCCUUCAGGAAAAUCACUCCCAACGUUGAUGAGGAAGGUGCAAUGAAGGAAGAUGGUGGCAUGAUGGAUGUCCAGUACAGCGAGGAAGUGCUGGUGGAGCUGCUGGAGCAGUGUGUGGAUGGCCUGUGGAAGGCAGAGCGUUAUGAAACCAUCUCUGAAGUGUCCAAGCUGAUCAUUCCCAUUUAUGAGAAGCGGCGUGAGUUUGAGAAACUUACUCAGCUGUACAGAACACUUCAUGGAGCAUAUGCCAAGAUACUGGAAGUCAUGCACUCAAGGAAGAGGCUUCUGGGCACCUUUUUCAGAGUGGCCUUUUAUGGACAAGCUUUCUUUGAAGAAGAAGAUGGGAAGGAGUACAUCUACAAGGAGCCCAAGCUGACAGGCCUCUCAGAGAUCUCCUUCAGACUUCUCAAGCUUUAUGGAGAAAAAUUUGGCUCAGAGACUGUAAAGAUUAUCCAGGAUUCCAACAAGGUCAGCAUUAAAGAUCUUGAUCCCAAGUAUGCCCAUAUCCAAGUGACUUAUGUGAAGCCUUACUUUGAAGACAAAGAACUCUCAGACAGGAAGACUGAGUUUGAAAGAAGCCAUAACAUCAACAGAUUUGUUUUUGAGACUCCUUACACUUUGUCUGGGAAGAAGCAUGGCAGUGUGGAGGAGCAGUGCAAGAAAAGGACCAUCCUAACCACUUUGAACUCCUUUCCAUAUGUAAAGAAGAGGAUUCCAGUCAACUACGAGCAUCAGGUUAACUUAAAGCCCAUCGAUGUGGCUACUGAUGAGAUCAAAGACAAGACAGCAGAGCUGCAGCAGCUCUGCUCUGCUGCUGAGGUCGACAUGAUCCAGCUGCAGCUCAAGCUGCAGGGCUGCGUUUCUGUGCAGGUCAAUGCAGGUCCCUUGGCCUACGCCAGAGCUUUCCUAAGUGACAGCCAAGCCAGCAAAUACCCUGUGAAGAAGGUGGCUGAGUUAAAAGAAAUGUUCAGGAAACUUAUACAGGUCUGUGGGAUUGCUCUGGAGCUGAAUGAGAGGCUGAUCAAGGAGGACCAGGUGGAGUACCACGAAGGGCUGAAGUCCAACUUCCGCGAUAUGGUGAAGGAGCUCUCGGACAUCAUCCACGAGCAGCUCUACCACGAAGCCAGGCUGCACUGCCCGUGGAUGCAGGACUCCCUGCACGUCUUCUGCGCCAUCAGCGGCACGUCCGGCGAUGGAAGCUACUGCUCCCUCGGCCCUGCUGCUGAACUCUAAGCCAGCUCAGCCAUACUUCACACAGCUUUCUCAGGAAUACUAGGAACUCUGCAAGCAACAUUCAAAACCAAACCCAUGCCAAAACAACCCCGACCAUGCCGAGCAAAAGAUGCCAUCUUUGUUUCCCCCUCCCUCCACUGCAGCUGCCCAGGGUGCUUGCUGCUUUUGCUGAGCAACGUGGGAAGUGCCUGGACAUUGCACCACUGUGCUUCUUUUCUACUAUGUUUUCUCUCUGUUUUGGGGCUGUUUGCUCUUUUAUUUUUAAGCUAAAUAUAGAAGAAGCCAUGCAGAAGGGAGCUGGCUGGAUGCCAGUGGGGUGGCUGACCUGGGAAUGGCAGCCCUGGAGAGCUGUACAAUGGGAUGUAAUAAAAGGUGUUAAAGCGCUGUGUAAA
Molecule: messenger RNA, 6706 nt
Organism: Pogoniulus pusillus (Red-fronted tinkerbird)
Lineage: Eukaryota; Metazoa; Chordata; Aves; Piciformes; Lybiidae
Gene: DOCK11
Product: dedicator of cytokinesis 11
Biological process (GO): positive regulation of filopodium assembly; small GTPase-mediated signal transduction; positive regulation of GTPase activity
Molecular function (GO): guanyl-nucleotide exchange factor activity
Source: RefSeq, a predicted model, not a curated record